UCACUUGAUUCGCGAUAGCUAUCAACAUGAAAGUUCUCUGCGUUUCUCUUCUUCUGUGCCUAGUAGCCUCGGCAUUCGGGGACCUCGAUUCCCGAAUUGUCGGUGGCCGAGAAGCUCCCUCAGGAAAGUUUCCUUACCAAGUCUCCCUGAGACAAAAUGGCAGACAUUUCUGUGGCGGUUCCAUCAUCAGCUCGCGAUACAUCCUCACUGCAGCCCAUUGUGUCCAAGGACUGAGCAACCUGAAAGCCAUCACCGUCGUAGCUGGAUCAACCCAGUUGAACUCGGGUGGAGUUUCUUACGGAGUGGAGAAAGCUGUCUAUCAUAAUGGAUUCAGUCAAAGAACUCUUGUCAACGAUGUAGCUGUAAUCCGUGUCGAUAGAAACAUUGCCUUCAACAAUUUGAUCAAACCCAUCUCAUUAGCCUCUGGCAGCAACUCUUAUGAUGGAGCAUCCUGCGUUUUGUCCGGAUGGGGAACUCUUAAGGCUGGCGGUAAUGUACCAAACAAUCUGCAGUACAUAAACCUGAACGUUCUAAGUGUGGCACAGUGCAAACAGACACACAGCAACGUAGGGAAUUCUCACAUCUGUACUUUCACCAAAUACGGAGAAGGUGCAUGCAAUGGUGACUCUGGUGGUCCUCUUGUUGUCAACAACGUACAAGUUGGUGUCGUAUCCUUUGGAAUACCUUGCGGUGUCGGAAAGCCUGAUGUCUACACCAGAGUGUCAUCUUUCAUACCCUGGAUCAAACAACAACAGACGUACCUCGCAGACACCGAAUUCAGUUUACUUCCCGAAGACUCUGUCUUGUUCGCAACAUCUUUCAACAUGAAAGCUCUCAGCGUUUCUCUUCUUCUGUGCCUAGUUGCCUCGGCAUUCGGAGACCUCGAGUCCCGAAUCGUCGGUGGCCGAGAUGCCUCCUCAGGAAUGUUUCCUUACCAAGUCUCUCUGAGACAAAAUGGCAGACAUUUCUGUGGCGGUUCCAUCAUCAGCUCUAGGUACAUCCUCACUGCAGCCCACUGUGUCGAAGGAAUGAACAACCUGAAGGCCAUGAGCGUCGUAGUUGGAACGAACCAGUUGAACUCUGGUGGAGUUUCUUACGGAGUGGAGAAGGCCGUAUACCAUAAGGACUACGAUGAAUACUAUCUUGUCAACGAUGUAGCUGUGAUCCGUGUCGACAGAAACAUUGCCUUCAACAAUUUGGUCAAACCGAUCUCAUUGGCCUCAGGCAGCAACUCAUAUGAUGGAUCAGCCUGCAUUUUGUCUGGAUGGGGAAGAGUGCAAGCUGGCGGUAAUAUUCCAAACAAUCUGCAGUACAUAAACUUGAACGUUCUGAGUGUGGCACAGUGCAAGAAGACGCACAGCAACGUGAGGAGCUCUCACAUCUGUACUUUCACCAAAUACGGAGAAGGUGCAUGCAAUGGUGACUCUGGUGGUCCUCUUGUGGUCAACGGUGUCCAAGUUGGUGUGGUAUCCUUCGGAAUACCUUGCGGUGUUGGAAAGCCUGAUGUCUACACCAGAGUGUCAUCUUUCGUGUCCUGGAUCAAACAACAACAGACAUACCUCGCAGACACCGAAUUCAGUUUACUUCCCGAAGACUCCGUCUUGGUUGCUUAAACAGAUGAUAAUACUUUCCUAAUUGCUGCUAAUGACUAACAAUUCAAAAUUCUUUUAACGAAAUUAUUUGUAAUGACUGUUUUACUUUUGGCGAUCAUCGAAUAUAAUCAAAAUUUACUGUUGCAAUAAAUAUUUCUUC
This is a messenger RNA of Megachile rotundata (alfalfa leafcutting bee), 1752 nucleotides long. RefSeq names its product transmembrane protease serine 9. The record is from RefSeq and is a predicted model, not a curated record. Gene Ontology annotation, molecular function: serine-type endopeptidase activity. NCBI's taxonomy places the organism in Eukaryota, Metazoa, Arthropoda, Insecta, Hymenoptera, Megachilidae. Gene Ontology annotation, biological process: proteolysis.